AUGCCUUUAAACCUUGUUGCUAGAAAAUCAUUAAGAGAUAAUGAAGAACACUUAAAUAAAGCACAUGAAGAAAUCAAAAAUGCUUUAAAUGGUGAAGAAUGGAUUAUUGAAUUUGAUUGGGAUGCCAUUUUCGAUAAAGUUGAUGAACAUGUUAAAAAACAAUUAGGUGAAGUAUUUUAUAAAAAUUUAUGUCCAAAUAUUAGUAAAUGUAUUGUAAAUGCAUCAAAAGAUGAAUUAACUAAAGAAUCAAUCAUUAAUGCAAAUACUGCUAAAAAGAUUGUAUUAAUUGUUAAUGAAGAUGCCAAGAAUUCAUCCUAUUGGAAGUAUGCAUUUAAUGGUGGUCAAUUAAAUCUUUUAUUCAAGAAAGGUUGUAAUAAUAUUACUGAAGCUGGUAAUUUCGAAUUAUAUAAAGUGAUUCCAAGUGAAGGUGCUUAUAGUUUACCAACUCGUCUUAAUAUGAAAAAGAAUCAAGAAAGAUUUGAACUUGCAUUCGAAAGAAUUAAAGUAGUUACCAGUAGAGAUUGGUCAUUUGAUGAAGCAUCAAUGGAAACUGUUUAUCCAACUGCUUUUGAACAUGAAAGUCAACGUGAACAAUUUGGUACUACAUUUGCUCAAAUUUUAGAAUACGUUGCUCAAAACAUUGAAAAACGUUGUAAAGAUGAAAUGACUUUAGAAAGUUUCAAUGAUGUAACUGCCAAUGGUAGAAUUAGUUUCAGACAUAAUCCAAAACAAACCACAGGCUAUUGGAAUUGGUCAUUCGCUAAUGGUGAUCUCAUCAUUACUUUCAAAUCCAUUAGUAAUAUCUCUGAUAAUGCCAACUACGAUUUCAUUAAAGUUCUCCCAGUUCCAGGUGUUUUCUCAUUAGCUGCUCGUUUGAAUAUGAAAGAGAACCAAGAGAAAUUCGAUACCGCUUUCGAAAGAAUUAAAGCAGCCACCCACAUGGAUUGGUCAUAUGAGCAAGAAUCAUUGGAGCAAAUUUAUCCAGCACUUGAAGAAAGAAAUAAAGAGAGAAUUGGUGAUUUAUUCUCUGAUAUUUUCAAAUAUGUUGCUGAUAACAUUGAAAAGAAAUGUAAAAAUGAUACAAUUUUAGAAGCAUUCGUUGAAGCAACUUCAAAUGCAAAGAUUGUUUUCCGUCAUAAUGCCAAAGCAAGUGGUUAUUGGAAUUGGACCUUUGAAGGUGGUAAUUUAAUCAUCACCUUUAAAUCAAUUUGUAAUAUCUCUGAUAAUGCCAAUUUCGAUUUCAUUAAAGUCCUUCCAGUACCAGGUGUUUUCUCAUUAGCUGCUAAAAUCAAUUUGAAAGAGAACCAAGAGAAAUUCGAUACCGCUUUUGAAAGAAUUAAAGAGGUCACUAAAGUAGAUUGGUCCUAUGAUGAGCAAUCAUUGGAAACUGUUUAUCCAGCACUUGAAGAAAGAAAUAAAGAAAGAAUUGGUGACUUAUUCCAAGAGAUUAUUAAAUAUGUCGCUGAUAAUAUCGUUAAACGUUGUAAAGAGGAUAUGGUUUUAGAAAGUUUCCUCGAAGCAACUUCAAAUGCAAAGAUUGUUUUCCGUCACAAUGCCAAAGCAAACGGUUAUUGGAAUUGGAGUUUUGAAAACAAUGAUUUAGUAAUCACCUUCAAAUCAAUUUGCAAUGUUAGUGAUAAUGCAAACUUUGAUUUCAUUAAAAUUUUACCAUCACCAGGUGUACUCACUUUAGCCUCUAGAAUCAAUUUGAGAGAGAAUCAAGAGAAAAUCAAUGAAUCUUUCGAAAAGAUUAAAGAAGUCUUGGGUAAUGAUUGGACUUAUGAUGAAUCUUCAAUCGAACAAGUUUAUCCAAAAUUAGAAGAAAAUAAUAAACCACGUGUUGGUGAUGUCUUUGCUGAAAUCAUUCGUUACAUCAGUCAAAAUAUCGUUAAAAGAUGUAAAGAUGAUGAUAUGGUCAAAGAAGGUUUCGUUGAAGCAACUCAAAAUUGUAAAAUCGUCUUCCAAUUUGUUGAAAAACAAAGUUCUUAUUGGGUUUGGAAAUUCGAUGGUGGUAAUUUAGUCGUAUCAUUCAAAUCAAUUUGUAAUACUAGUGAUAAUGCAAAUUUCAAUUUUGAAGCUCUCCUUUAA
Messenger RNA from Dictyostelium discoideum AX4, 2088 nucleotides. RefSeq lists its product as hypothetical. The record is from RefSeq and is a predicted model, not a curated record. The transcript is spliced from 3 exons. Lineage: Eukaryota; Evosea; Eumycetozoa; Dictyosteliales; Dictyosteliaceae. Bases 1 to 2088 code for a protein of 695 amino acids.